This is a messenger RNA of Priapulus caudatus, 183 nucleotides long. Its product is annotated as integumentary mucin C.1-like. The annotation marks the transcript as partial. The transcript has a single exon. Lineage: Eukaryota; Metazoa; Priapulida; Priapulimorpha; Priapulimorphida; Priapulidae. The record is from RefSeq and is a predicted model, not a curated record.
ACGCCGACCACAGAAGUGACAACGCCGACCACAGAAGUAACAACGCCGACCACAGAAGUAACAACGCCGACCACAGAAGUAACAACGCCGACCGCAGAAGUAACAACGCCGACCACAGAAGUAGCAACGCUGACCACAGAAGUAACAACGCCGACCGAAGAAGUAACAACGCCGACCACAGAA